This is a messenger RNA of Anopheles maculipalpis, 534 nucleotides long. RefSeq names its product cilia- and flagella-associated protein 276. The record is from RefSeq and is a predicted model, not a curated record. Lineage: Eukaryota; Metazoa; Arthropoda; Insecta; Diptera; Culicidae. Bases 1 to 531 code for a protein of 176 amino acids. The transcript is spliced from 2 exons.
AUGGUGCAAAAGCAACCAGAAACACCGAUUAAGCGAGAACGAAACGAGGAACACAUUCCCUGCAUUGAUGGGGAAGGAGUAUACCGUAAAACAUUGCCUACGCCGCCGGAACCACAUCCCUCGAAACGGUGGUCCGAUUCGCUACCACCCAACGAGCGUGUGUUUUACCAUCAAACGCUGAGUUCGGCACGGCGUGCUGCACACUUUGUCAAUCAUGGUAACAUCCCGGUAGAUUCAUUAGAUAUUAAACUAGCUGCCCAGUACAACCAUUCGGAUGAUUUGUUCCUUGGCAAGAAUGAUGUCGUUCUGCAGGACGAAACAUUGGGCAAAAGUACUUUUCGAAGACUUAGAAACACACGGGAUUUGAUUCCGGAGAAGAUUAUCCCGCUCAAACAUCCACUGCUCAUCGGAGGAUUACGCGAAAAGGCAUCACCGAACAGUGUGAAGCUGAUGAACACUGGACCCCAUACACCGCUAACGAACCCCGGCUAUUCGCGUCAGUCGGGAGAUGGAAAUUUCUUCAAUUAUUAAAAU